Lotus japonicus is the source of this 684-nucleotide messenger RNA. RefSeq lists its product as uncharacterized. The record is from RefSeq and is a predicted model, not a curated record. Lineage: Eukaryota; Viridiplantae; Streptophyta; Magnoliopsida; Fabales; Fabaceae. The transcript is spliced from 2 exons. The coding region runs from base 1 to 684 and encodes 227 amino acids.
AUGAAACUUUUGAUAGACACAAAGAAUCAGAAAGUUCUCUUUGCUGAAGCAUCCAAACCUGUCAUUGACUUUCUCUUCAACUUGCUCUGUCUCCCUAUAGGAACUGUGGUCAGGUUCCUCAACGAGAGAGGCAUGGUGGGUAGCUUAGGAAAUCUCUACCAGAGUGUUGCAAAUCUCGGCGACAACUACAUGGUUCCAAACCAAGGUAAGGAUGUUCUGUUAAAGCCAAAAGCUCUCAUCUCUUCAUCUGAAAUCGCUGGCCUUCUUCCUACAAACGAUGAGGCAGCUAAAGAUAUCAUUGGACCCUCGCUCUUCAUGUGCCUGAGUCGUUGUCACUAUACAGUGACAUAUGAUAGCACAAGUCGUUGUGCUUAUUGCUCGGGAACUAUGAACAAUGGAGUAAGUUAUGUGGGAAAGAAGGUUGCUAAUGAUAUGGGAAGUUCCAUUAAGAAUGGGUUUGUGAAAGAGAUGAUACCUUACAUGGUCAUGGACGAUUUAGUCAUUGAGCCCAUGUCAAUAUCAAACAUUAAUAUAUUACUUAGUAAGUCCAAUGGCAAAGAUGUUGGUGCCUUGCAAGAAAAGGUGGUUCACUUGGGCAUGGAUGAGGGUAUCAAGAUUCUUAAGGCUUCUCUGCAGUCCAAGACUGUUCUGACAAGUGUAUUCGUCAAGAAUAAUUUUGAAUAG